AUGACCACACCCUCAGUUUCAGAGAAAGAUGAACUAGAAGAGUACCACACAGCCCUCUUGGUCAUCUACACUGUGGUCCUGAUCAGUGGUACAAUUAGCCUUACCAUGAUGAUGCGCAUCAUGAGAUCCACCACAACUUCCACCACGUCAAUUGCCGUACUCAACCUGAUCUUCACUCACUUCAUCUUCCUGCUAACGGUUCCCUUCAGAAUCUACUAUUACGCAGUUCAUGAAUGGGAGUUGGGCUAUGAAUGGUGUAAAAUAACCAGCAGCAUGAUCCACAUCCACAUGUACAUGUCUUUUGUCCUGUAUGUGAUUAUCCUCAUCACCCGUCUGUUGACGUUCUACAAGAAAGCUUGCCAGGUGGCGUCCUUUCACAGGAUGCAUGCAUGCAUUAUCAGUUUUCUGGUGUGGAUUAUUGUGCUGAUCACUGUCCCUUGCAUCAUCCAUUUUAAGUAUGGCAAAGACCAUGACAAAAAUGCCACUCGUUGCUUCCAGUUUGGAAAAUCUAUAGAAUCUGUUCUGAUUUUGAACUACCUGACAAGCAUAUUGAUUAUAGUCAUUGCCAUUGUGUUGACAGCCUUCCAGGCCAAUGUCCUAUGGGUUUUAUACAAGAAGCAUCGGGAGGGAUGCACCUUUCAGCAGGAGUUCGGAGCUCAGCUGAAGAGCCUGUGCUUUGCGCUAAUCAUGGUCAUCUGCUUCAUUCCCUACCACAUUUUUCGACUGUCCUACUUAAACAAUAUAAAAGAAUUAGAGGGUACAAAUGAAAUAUUUCUGAGCAUAACCACUUUUAACUGUUUGGACAUGCUUACUUUCCUGGGGAGGAGGUCCUGUAACAUGUGCUUUGUAGGAAAAGCUGCUUAA
This is a messenger RNA of Pundamilia nyererei, 864 nucleotides long. RefSeq names its product G protein-coupled receptor 141 (gene gpr141). Gene Ontology annotation, biological process: G protein-coupled receptor signaling pathway. The coding region runs from base 1 to 864 and encodes 287 amino acids. Gene Ontology annotation, cellular component: membrane. Gene Ontology annotation, molecular function: oxysterol binding; G protein-coupled receptor activity. The record is from RefSeq and is a predicted model, not a curated record. Lineage: Eukaryota; Metazoa; Chordata; Actinopteri; Cichliformes; Cichlidae. The transcript has a single exon.